GUAUUCUAACCUAAAUUUAUAAACAAAUGGAAUCAAAUAAUGUAAAAUAAUUAUUUUAAUACAAGAUGCAAGUCUCAGAUCCCAAUAACGUUAAAAUAUAUAAUUUAAGUGCUGGGAAGUCACUACCGGAGUGGUUAUCUGAAAGAAAAAGGAGGGCUUUAUUAAAGAAAAAUGUUGAUAUUAGAAGACGUAUUGAACUUAUUCAAGAUUUUGAUAUGCCAGGACUUAGUUCAGCAGUACGAGUAUCUAAAGAUGGACAGUAUAUAUUAGCGACUGGUAUAUAUAAACCGAGAAUAAAAUGUUUUGAUGUGAAUAAUUUAUCCUUAAAAUUUGAAAGAUGUUUUGAUUCAGAAGCUGUUACUUUCCAAAUUCUUAGCGAUGACUAUAGCAAGUUAAUAUUUCUCCAGUGCGAUAGGUAUAUAGAAUUCCAUGCUGCUUAUGGUCGUUAUUACAGAUUACGAAUACCCAAGUUUGGAAGAGAUUUACAGUAUGAUUUUCCCAGUUGUGAUGUAUUUGUUGUUGGUGCUUCUUCAGACAUUUAUAGAUUAAAUUUGGAAAGGGGACAGUUCAUGACACCAUACACAAGUACUGCAUCAUCCAUUAAUAAAUGCACCAUUAAUCCUGCACAUCAUCUGCUUCUUUGUGGUACUCAGGAGGGAAGAGUGGAAGCUUGGGAUCAGAGGACUAAAACUAUGGUUGGCAGUUUGGAUUGUGCUCUUACCUGUCUUAGCGAAAAUAAAGACAUGGAAGGAUUUCCGUCAGUAACAGCGUUAAAAUUCAAUGGAGGAUUACAAUUAGGAGUAGGAACAGCAACAGGACAGAUAUUAUUAUAUGACAUUAGAUCUAAUAGACCAUUUUAUGUAAAAGAUCACAUGAAUGAUUUGCCUAUAAAAGAUGUAGAAUUCCAUUAUCAACAAGAUUUGGUGUUAUCUAUGGACAGCUCAGUUCUAAAAAUCUGGGAUAAAAAUAAUGGCAAAUUAUACACUUCAAUAGACGCUUCUUCUGAAUUUAACAACCUUUGUACAGUACCAAAUACAGGUUUGUUCUUCCUAGCUAACGAAAAUCCAAAAAUUCAAACUUACUAUAUUCCUAGUAUGGGUCCAGCUCCAAAAUGGGCCAGCUUUUUGGAUUCCCUAACGGAAGAAUUAGAAGAAAACAGUGCAGAAAAUGUAUAUGACGAUUACAAAUUCAUCACGAAAGCUGAAUUAGAAAAUUUGGGAUUGGAUCAUCUCAUUGGAACAAAUUUGUUAAGAGCUUACAUGCAUGGAUACUUUAUGGAUAUUCGACUUUACAAGAAGGCACGGUCGGUAGCAAAUCCAUUUGAAUUCGAAGAGUACAGAAAGAAGAAGAUUAGAGAAACGAUAGAAAAAGAUAGAGAAAACAGGGUACAAGUUAACAAACUUCCUAAAGUUAACAAAGACUUGGCCCUUAAACUCAUGAAUGACGAGCAAAACAGCAAGAAAAAUAAAACUACAGCAGCCAAUUUGCUUGCCGAUAAUAGAUUUAAAGCCUUGUUUGAUAACCCAGAUUUUGAAGUUGAUAAAAAUACUGAUGAAUAUCGGUUACUGAAUCCAGUAUUAUCUAGGUUAGAAACUGCAAAGGCCAAGAAAUUAAAACAAAAACUGGUGACACAAGAAUUUGAACCAGUAGAGGAGGAAAUGGAAGGCAAGAAUAGUUCAGAGGAAUCGGAAGACGAAUCUGAACAGGAGGAAAGUUCCGAUGACGAACAUACUUGGACCAAAGACCUCAAGAAACAACACAAACUUAUACAGAGGGAACAUAAGCAGAAAGAGUUACGCGACCGCGAGGAAGAAGAUAAAUUAAUCGAGGAAGAAUUGAAGAAGCAGCCGAAAUUGUACGAAUUGCGACAAGGAGAAGAGUUUAAAGGACUGAAUGGUCUCAAGAAGAAAAUUAAUAAGGCUACACUGAGUGAAAGAUUGCAAUCAGAAGAUACGUCGGUAAGAUUCUUGGGCUCUGUAGGCAAUCGAGAGAUGACAUUCUCUACCCGUAAAAAGAGGAAUAUGUCCUUAGAGGAGAAAAAUAAAAAACACAGGGAAGAAAGGAAACGUCUUGUAAGGCCUGCUCAUGGUAUUAAGUCUAAGUUCAAAUCAAAAUUCUUUGGAGGAAGGCGUAGAUAGUUUUAAUAAUGAUAAUAAUGUAAAAUUGUUAUAUUUCGUUAUGUAAUUAUUUACACUGUUUGUAAUAAAUAAAAGUGAGAUUGUG
This is a messenger RNA of Diabrotica balteata, 2223 nucleotides long. NCBI's taxonomy places the organism in Eukaryota, Metazoa, Arthropoda, Insecta, Coleoptera, Chrysomelidae. The record is from the annotation of a GenBank genome assembly.